Molecule: messenger RNA, 1422 nt
Organism: Lathyrus oleraceus (garden pea)
Lineage: Eukaryota; Viridiplantae; Streptophyta; Magnoliopsida; Fabales; Fabaceae
Exons: 2
Coding region: 1-1422 (473 amino acids)
Source: RefSeq, a predicted model, not a curated record
AUGGUAGCAGAGAAACCAAUAGAAGAAGAGGGUACUAGCACAGACUGGACUAUGGUGGCAGAAAAGGACAGAGAGACUAGAGUUAAAGAAGAUAAGGCUGCUGGAAUAAGAAGAUAUUAUGAAAAUAAGUGGUGUUUUGAAGAUAACUAUGACAAACACUAUAAUGGUAGGAUCUGGCUUCUGUGGAAUAAAGCUGAAGUGAUUAUUAGGAUGAUUCAAGUCCAUGAACAAUUUCUGCACUUUGAGGUUUAUGGAAUAGAUAACUCCUUUCGAUAUGUUGCUACAAUGAUUUAUGCCUUCAAUCAAGUGGAACAUAGGAAAACAUUGUGGAGCAAGUUGGAAAGUCUGGGAAGCAGUAUGGAUAGGCCCUGGGUUGUCAUUGGGGACUUUAAUAAUGUCUUGAAGGAGGAGGAUAGAAUUGGUGGGCAACCAGUUAGUUAUGCAGAAUAUAGAGAUCUAGAUGAGAUGAUGCACAAUGUUAGCUUGUUUGAAAAUGUUUCCAAAGGAAGCUACUUCACCUGGUCCAACAAACACACCCAAGGAAUCAUCCACUCAAGAAUUGAUAGAAUGGUGUCUAACAUCCAGUGGUUGCAGAAGUAUCCUGAUGCUGUAGUGGAAAACUUGGCACCUAAUAUUUCUGAUCAUACCCCUGUCAAAGUUAGUGUUAGCCAACAGCAGAUAAGGAAGGGAUCGAUGUUUAAAUUCCUGAAUUGUAGUGUUAAAGAGCCUACCUAUAUGCAGAUUGUGAAGAACAGUUGGCAAGAAGAGGUGAUAGGUAAUAACAUGUACAGAUUAUGGAGGAAAUUAUUGAGACUGCAACCGAUUCUGAAGAAGCUGAAUUCCCAAUACUCAGACAUUCAGGACCAAAUCCAGAAAGCCAGACAAUUGCUUCUAGACGAACAGAAGGAUCUCCAAAAUAAUUUGUUUGAUGUGCAAAGUAUUGAGAGAGUGAAGCAGUGUACUGAGAACCUCAUCCAUUUGAACCAAACAGAGGAAAAUAUAUUGAAGCAGAAAGCCAAGGUGAAUUGGUUACAACUAGGAGAUGGUAAUAAUGCUUUUUAUCAUGCCUAUGUGAGGGACAGAAACAAGCAAAAGGGGAUGUAUUCUUUGGAGUCUGUAAAUGGAGGUAGCCUAAGCAAACCAGAAGAUAUAGAAGAAGAAGUUUUGCAAUUCUAUGACAAACUGGUAGGUACUAAAUCCCUGAACCUGAGAUGUAUCGAUAUUACCACUGUAAGGAAUGGUAAAACUCUUGAUAGAGAGAGUGCUUGUCAGCUGAUAAGACCUGUUGAGGAAGGGGAAGUGUGGAGUGCUCUGAAAAGUAUAGGCCAGAAUAAGGCACCGGGGGUGGAUGGAUUCAACGCUUACUUCUUCACAGCUACAUGGCAAAUUGUGAAAAAUGAUGUGACAGCUGCAGUUAAAUAA